AUGAAGAUCUUAGACAGAAUGAACGACGAAAUCAUUGGGAUAGGCGAUGUAACGGAUAUUGAACACGAAAUUGAAGGAGCAGCCGCCGUCUCGGAUAGAAUUCUAAGCACUAGACGUAAAAUCGAAGCAGCAAGAAAACCGGAGAUUUGUCAAGAAACUAUAAAAAGAAGGCAAAGUCCUACACCACAAGUCGAACAGAUUCCUUUUGUGGUAGAAACAGCAAGCACGAGUAACACAACGAUAAGCAACGAUGAGAAUAACACGAACACGAAUGCAGUUAAUACGAACACGAAUGCAGGUAAUACGAACACGAAUGCGGUUAAUACGAACACGAUUGCGGUUAAUACGAACACGAAUGCUAUUGAUACGAUUACGAAUGAAGUGAUUAAUACGAAUUCUACGACUUUGAAUGCCCCUAUGAGAACAACACAAGCGAUAAUGAUGCCAGAGCUUCCCAAACUUCAAUUGCUAAAAUUCAGUGGAAAGAUCACAGAAUGGAACGCCUUUUGGGACUUAUACAAUGCUACGAUUCACAGUAGCGAGAGUAUGUCUAAGGUAAACAAAUUCAAUUACCUAUUCUCAUUACUUGAGGGUAGUGCAGCACGUUCGAUAAAGGGACUUACCUUAACAUCCGCAAAUUAUGACGCAGCAAUUGCGAUUCUGCAAGAUAGAUUUGGUCGAACCCAACAGGUCAUUGCCGCACAUAUGGAUCAAAUAUUACAAAUAUCUGCAUGUUCAGAAAAUCGUACUGGGCAAUUGAGAUAUGUUUUCGAUGAAAUAAGUGUUCAAGUGCGAGGACUUGAUUCGCUUGGGUUAUCUGCAAACCAGUAUGGCAGUCUGCUAAAACCAAUUACUAUGUCCAAACUACCGAGUGAAAUUAGAUUGCAGGUUGCACAAAAAGCUACUGGUGAUGUUUGGCAAAUUGACGAGUUACUCAAAACCAUAAAGUUUGAAGUUGAGGCACGUGAAAUGAGCGAGUCAUCGCGUUCAAUUGAGAAACCCCAGAACAAAGAUAAGCCCAACAAGCCAUCGACAGCUGGAACAUUUGUAGUGACAAAAAAUGAUAAAGACGGUGCCUGUAGCUUCAAGGUUAAAUGCGUAUACUGUCAAGGAUCACAUUAUUCAGCAUCUUGUGAAGAGGUAAAGGGAAGGGAAGCCCGAGUUAAAAUUCUAAGGGACUCCAACCGUUGCUUUAUUUGUCUGAAAAAGGGACACCAAGCAAGCAAGUGUAUCGUCACAAGAAAAUGUCGACAUUGUUUCGGGAGGCAUCACCAAUCUAUUUGCAGCAAUCCGGCUACCAACAGUCAGGGUGUCCAAAAUGAGAAGGCAAUUGAUAACACCAAUCCACAGAAAGUAUCAAAGGGUUAA
This is a messenger RNA of Xenia sp. Carnegie-2017, 1368 nucleotides long. RefSeq lists its product as uncharacterized. The transcript has a single exon. The coding region runs from base 1 to 1368 and encodes 455 amino acids. The record is from RefSeq and is a predicted model, not a curated record. NCBI's taxonomy places the organism in Eukaryota, Metazoa, Cnidaria, Anthozoa, Malacalcyonacea, Xeniidae.